Molecule: messenger RNA, 1740 nt
Organism: Pyrus x bretschneideri (Chinese white pear)
Lineage: Eukaryota; Viridiplantae; Streptophyta; Magnoliopsida; Rosales; Rosaceae
Product: probable magnesium transporter NIPA4
Exons: 9
Coding region: 383-1438 (351 amino acids)
Biological process (GO): magnesium ion transport
Cellular component (GO): membrane
Molecular function (GO): magnesium ion transmembrane transporter activity
Source: RefSeq, a predicted model, not a curated record
CUUUAAAAAUACUAAUUAAAAUCCAAAACUUCGAUUCCCAUUAACGCGCACGACACACCACCUCUCUCUCCCUCUUCCUUCUUGUUCUCUCCUCUGCCUUCCGAUCUACUCCAGCUGUAUAUUGGUUGAGUACCCACCGCCAACUGCCGACAUUAUCUUCAAUUACUUCUCCAUCUACAUCUCUGUAUUCUGUGAACGACGAUCCAGCGAGCGAGCGUGGCUGCUUUCCCAACUCACUCCGAGUCCCGGCCGAGUAAAAAAUCGGCCUCUCUUUUGGGGGCUAUUUUGCACUUUUGUGACAGUAAUGAUACAGUCGAAGCGUGUGAGCGGAGAAGAAGAAGGAGGUUGCUAGGGUUUUUGAAUUUUGGGGGUUUUCUUGGCCAUGGCGACCGGGGGUCAGAGCCCCCCGUUGAGCUGGAGAGACUCGUACAAGGGGAUGUCCUCUGACAACAUCAAGGGUUUGAUUCUUGCUUUGUCUUCAAGUUUGUUUAUCGGUGCUAGUUUCAUUGUGAAGAAGAAGGGAUUGAAAAAGGCCGGAGCUUCUGGCAUCAGAGCAGGAGUUGGAGGAUAUUCUUACCUAUAUGAGCCACUUUGGUGGGUAGGCAUGAUAACGAUGAUUGUUGGGGAAAUUGCUAAUUUUGCGGCUUAUGCCUUUGCGCCAGCUAUACUAGUAACUCCUCUUGGUGCUCUCAGCAUAAUUAUCAGUGCUGUACUUGCACAUAUUAUUUUACGUGAGAGGCUUCAUAUUUUUGGGGUUCUUGGUUGUGCUCUGUGUGUUGUGGGUUCUACAACAAUUGUUUUACAUGCUCCUCAAGAACGUAUGAUUGAAUCUGUUACAGAAGUUUGGGAUCUUGCCAUGGAACCAGGUUUUCUCUUGUAUGCAGCUUUGGUCAUAACUGCUGUGUUUAUACUUAUAUUCCACUUUAUCCCGCAAUAUGGCCAGACACACAUAAUGGUCUACAUUGGAGUUUGUUCCCUUGUUGGCUCGUUAUCGGUCAUGAGUGUUAAAGCACUUGGAAUUGCUUUGAAGUUGACAUUAUCGGGCAUGAAUCAACUAGUUUAUCCCCAGACUUGGGUCUUCACUCUAGUUGUCAUUUCUUGUGUGCUUACCCAAAUGAAUUAUUUGAAUAAGGCACUUGAUACUUUCAACACAGCUGUGGUAUCUCCUAUAUACUAUGUUAUGUUCACAUCACUAACUAUUCUGGCUAGCGUUAUCAUGUUUAAGGAUUGGGACAGACAGAGUCCAACUCAGGUUGUGACAGAAAUGUGUGGGUUUGUGACCAUCCUCGGAGGAACUUUUCUUCUUCACAGAACAAAGGAUAUGGUUGAUGGUUUGCCAACAUCAAUGUCCUCCGUGCGACUAUCUAAGCAUGCAGAUGAAGAUGGAAUCGAUGGUUCUGAAGGCAUCCCUCUCAGAUGGCAAGAUAACUCUUUAUAGCUCACAUCUGCCGUCCCACAAGCUUGGUUGCUUAUUUUCCGGGACCUUGCUAAGUGAAACUGUAUUUAAUGGAGCGUCGUAUCUGGGCCACCUAUCGAAUCAUAUAUUUUUGGAUGGUUUCAGAGAUUGGUAAGAGUCUCCUCCUUUUUUGUUUCUCAGAUUGGCUUUACAGUUACAGCCCACUUGAGAAAGACAUUCGCCGAUUGUAAUUUUUGCGCAAAUUGGUUUUGCAGUAUAUCCUGGCUAACAUUUGUCAUUCAAUGAAUUUCCAAAGAAGGGCACAACCCCCUUUUCUUCUUGAA